ACUUCACCCCACACCCCCAAAAUGACAAACUAUCUUCUUCCUCCUACUCCCCCCACCAAAUUUCAUGAUCAACAAAAUCAAAUCACCACCACCACCCAUACACCUUCUCUCUUCCUCGUCCGAUCAGCAACAGCGGCUCUCAUUGUAGUCCCAUCUCGGCAAUGGUCGCUGUUCGCUGCCGCCUCCCCUUCCUCUUCCUCCUCCUCUUCUUCUUUACCUUCUCCCCUUACCUCUCGCUUUCCUUGUCCGAGGAGGAAGCCUUGCUUAAGCUCAAGGCAUCCUUCACCAACUCUACGGCCUUGGCCAACUGGGUUCCCAUCCCGGGUUCCUCCCCAUGCAAAUGGGCCGGCGUCUACUGCACUAAGGGCGGCAUCGUCCAGGGUCUUCAUCUCCAGAAAAUGGGCCUUUCUGGAACAAUCAACAUCGAAGCCUUGACCCAACUCAAGGGCAUCCGAGCCCUUAGCUUUGACGACAACAACUUCGCGGGAAGUAUCCCCGACUUCCACACACUUGGAGCUCUCAAGUCUCUGUCAAUAACCAACAAUAAUUUCUCCGGCGAAAUCCCAAAAGAUUUUUUUGCCGAAAUGAACUCGUUAAAGAAAGUUUACCUCUCGAAAAACAAGUUCUCCGGCAAAAUCCCGGAAUCGCUGACCAAGUUGAAAUAUCUGAUGGAGCUUCAUCUCGAGAACAACCAGUUCUCCGGGGCCAUCCCGGAAUCGCUGACCGAGUUGAAAAAUCUGACGCAGCUUCAUCUCGAGAACAACCAAAUCUCCGGAGCCAUCCCUGACUUUAAAGAGGAAUCUCUAAAAGAUCUAGAUUUGUCUAAUAACAAGCUCAAGGGUGCAAUCCCGGAUGACAUGUCCAGAUAUGGUCCUAAGAUAUUUGCCGGAAACGAAGGACUUUGCGGCGGACCACUCAAGAAGCCAUGUGAUAAUGCACCUACACCGUCACCGUCACCGUCACCGUCACCACCAGAACAGCCAAAACCUCAUGCAGGAAAAACAAACCAAUCAUCGUCCGACACCAUCAAGAUAGUAGUCGGGGUGAUUGUUGGCGUGGUGGUUAUGCUGUUGCUGAUGAUGAUAAUUAGAUAUAAGAGGCGACGGAGGGAGGAGAAUUUUAGUGUUCUUGGCAAGGAAAACAUGGAGGAGCAUGUACCUCAACACCAUGGGGAGGUGGUUGAAGUUCAUGUGCCAAGCUCAAAUAGCAGAAGUGUAGGUAGCACUUCUGCGCAGGCCGCGGCGUUGAGGUCGGCCAGUAGCAAGAAAUCUGGGGAUUCCAAGAAGGGUUCUCAUAGCGGGAAGAAUGCAGGGAAUAAUGAGUUGUUGAUGGUGAAUGACCAGAGAGGCACGUUUGGGUUGCCAGAUUUGAUGAAAGCCGCGGCGGAGGUUUUGGGGAAUGGAGGAUUGGGGUCAGCUUACAAGGCUGUGAUGGGUAAUGGGUUGUCUGUGGUAGUGAAGAGGAUGAGGGACAUGAAUAGAUUGGGGAGAGAUGGGUUUGAUGCUGAGAUGAGAAGGUUUGGAAGAUUGAAGCAUAGGAAUAUCUUGACUCCCUUGGCUUACCAUUAUAGGAGAGAAGAGAAGCUGUUGAUUUCAGACUACAUUCCUAAAGGCAGCUUGUUAUAUGUUUUGCAUGGUGAUCGAGGAACUUCUCAUUCGGAGCUGACCUGGCCUACCCGUUUGAGAAUUAUCCAAGGAGUUGCGAAAGGGAUGAAGUUUCUGCAUACUGAGUUUGCAGCCUAUGAUUUGCCCCAUGGAAAUCUCAAGUCUAGCAAUAUUCUUUUAGACAAAGAUUAUGAGCCAAUUCUUAAUGACUAUGCUUUUCAUCCACUAAUCAACCCCAGCAAUGCUGCACAAACAAUGUUUGCUUUUAAGACCCCAGAGUACAUAGAAUCCCAGCAAAUAUCUCCAAAAUCUGAUGUUUAUUGUCUUGGAAUAGUCAUUCUUGAAAUCCUUACUGGAAAGUUCCCGUCUCAAUAUUUAAGCAAUGGCAAAGGUGGGAUUGAUGUGGUUCAAUGGGUGCAGUCAGCAAUGGCCGAGCAGAGAGAGCAAGAGCUGCUAGACCCGGAGAUUGAAACCAAUACAGAAUCAGCGAACCAGAUGCUGCAGCUUCUCCAAAUCGGAGCUGAUUGCACUGAGAGUAAACCUGAUCGAAGACCUGAUAUAAGGGAGGCCAUUAGGAGGAUACUCGAGGUACAAGCCUGAUGAGACGCAUUUGUGAUAAAAGAUGCUUAUAUACACAAAAAAAAGGGUAGAGGAGCACAGGAGCAAAAUGGAAUAAAGUGAAAAAUACUAAAUAAAGUGAGAGGCUUGCUUGCAAAGUAUAGGUGAGAAAAAGAAAAGGUUAGGAGAAUGUUGGGUGGAACAAGGGAAAGCAAAUGGAAUUUAGUGAAACUACUGAAUAAAUUGACUUUUCUAUUCAGGAAGAGAUUUUGGUUCUUAGUUCUUGAUCUAAUUCCUGAUGAGAGUGACACCCUUUUGUUUAUAUAGUUGAACAUAGGGAGCUUAAGUCCAUAAUAAUUUUCUUUUCUAGGGUUUACUAACAGACAUUCAUGUACAUACAUGUACCCUGACAUACAUACAUGUAUAACAUGACUUCUUUAAUUGAUGGCUUUUGAUUUUCUUUACAAGAUA
Molecule: messenger RNA, 2633 nt
Organism: Rosa rugosa (rugosa rose)
Lineage: Eukaryota; Viridiplantae; Streptophyta; Magnoliopsida; Rosales; Rosaceae
Product: pollen receptor-like kinase 3
Exons: 2
Coding region: 162-2204 (680 amino acids)
Biological process (GO): protein phosphorylation
Molecular function (GO): ATP binding; protein binding; protein kinase activity
Source: RefSeq, a predicted model, not a curated record